CUGUAACAAGAAUAAUGUUAAUGCAGAAAUGGGUGAGAGAAGAAGAAGGCUUGGACGACGACAAGAAGUUCACCAAUGGCACCAUAUAACCCCUUACCUGUGGCGUCACUGCGCCUCUUGGUCCCACCUUUUCAGCUCAUGUCAGCCUCAAUGUGGCAGGCUGUGAAGAAACAAGAUGUCAUGAAUUACUGGAAAGUGGCAGAGUUUGUCUCUUUGGUGAUGGACAUGGUCCCAGAGCUGCUCAUGUACAAACACAAGACACAACUUAAUCUUGGAUUAAGAGCUAGGUAUAUCCUUGAGUUGUGCCGAAGUGAACCACUUGUGGAACAUGACUUCAUUCUGUCUCAUCUGGACAAGAUUAAACCACAGCACCCCACUGAGAUCAAUAUGAAAGAAUCAGAAGAGGAAGAAGUAGCAUUUCACUUUCUGGAGCUGAUUCAUACUCUGCUCAAAGAUCCUGAAGCGAGAAGAGAUUUUUUCUCAGAGGUUUUUCCUGCAGAAUAUGGACCUCAGUAUGACAGUGAUUUACAGAAGCUGUUUUGGGAGUUCAUCUAUCGACUGGCUCAGUUGUUGCCAGUUCCUGACCUCGAACAGACCGUUUCCUGGCUUGGAGCUGAAUGCUCUAUGUUGGAGGAUUGUGUGCAUUCGGUGUCUGAGCCUACAGACCUGAAGAAUUUGCUCCAGCACCACAAACACCAUGGGCAUUUAGAGCAACACGUUCCACCUUCUAGCAUGGGUGACAGCAUCCUUUCCUCCCUCUCUGCUGUUCUUCCAAGCAGAGCUGCAAAAAGUACAGAACAACUCAACCAAUCACAUCCACUGCAAGACCUCAGUGAUGACAUGCACGCUGUGUCAUAUGUGGGUGAUGUAGCUGUCGAAAUAAUUACAGUGACAGAUUAUGCAGAGGUUGAAUUAGGCACAAGUGCUGACAUUGAGGUUGUUAUUGGAGAAGACCAUUAUGAAGCAACACAUAGUAACACAGUGGAUGAAGAUUUGCAGAUAGAGACCAGCAGUGAAGAGGACACAAAAGCAAGGGGAGAAGCAAUACAAGAAAAAGUUGAAAAUGUCUUGACAAACAUCAUCCAUCCAGAAGUUAACAAGAAUAACCCAGCUCUUUCCCAACACAAAGUGUCUGUGGGACCUCAUGACUGCCCAGACUGUGAGAAGAAGUUUAAGUUUGCCUCUUCACUUAUCGCCCACAGGGUCAUCCACACAGGGGAACGACCCCACCGUUGCAAUGAUUGUGGUCGCCGUUUCUCUUUCAGGCAGUCCCUUGACAGGCACAGACACACGCACAAAACUGGACGCAAGUAUGGCUGUGUCAUCUGCGGGGAUACCUUCCACUCCUUGUCAGCUCGCACAGAACACAAGCAAACGCACAUGGAAGGCAGUGUUUUCAAGUGCCCUGAGUGCAACAAGAAAUUCAACUGGGAGCUGGCACUUGCGAGGCACUUAAAAACUCACAUUGACGAUCACAACUCAAACAAGGCUACAGAGAGCCAUAAGGAUGGGCAAAAGGUUAUCUGUGAUGAAAGUGCCAGUGAGGCUCCUGUUGCACUUGUUGAGCCUGAGUGUAAGGUGCCAGAGGAGGAUAAUGGUGAUUGUGAGCUUCCCACCUCUGAGCCUGGAGGUCUUGUCCCUGAUAGUGACAGUGAUGUCAUUUCCCCUGUCAAGGUUCGCACAAGUGGGCGCAAACGCAAACCAACCAUGAAGAUCCAGGUGAUAAAUUUACAGAGGCACAUGACUACUAAGAGGAAGGAGGUCAGCAAGGCAAACCCUCCAGAACUGAAGCCUUUGCCUUUCAACUGUGCAGAGCACUCCUAUGGAUCACUGGUGGUCUCAUCAAAAGACAGUAACGAAGCAGAUGCCUCACCGACCACUUUCUCCUGUCCGAAGUGUUCUUUCCACCAUUCAGAAGAAGCGGAGGUCCAGCAGCACAUUGACAGUGUUCACUCUAUUGAGACUGAGGAAGACAAACCAUCUCUUCAGUUUCUUGCAGAUGGAGGAAGAUGUUUUUGUUGUUCAGACUGUGACAAAAGCUUCAAGUUCCAGUCCUUACUAAAAGCCCACCGGCGCAUCCACACAGGUGAACAGCCCUUUCUUUGUUCUCAGUGUGGACAGCGUUUCUCCUUUAAACAGUCACUGGAUAGGCACAAGCAGACACACAAGUCUGAAUGCAAGUAUGAGUGCCUUAUCUGUGGGGAAUUCUUCAAGUCCCUGGUGGCUCAGAGGGAGCACAAGAGCACCCACAUGGAGAACAGUGAGUACCUGUGUUCUGAAUGUGGCCGUGCAUUUGCCUGGAAGUCAGCACUGGUGAGGCAUCUGAAGACCCAUGGUGAGGAUUCUGACAAGGUGGAACGUUCUCACAAAUGCAUUCACUGUGACCUAGGCUUCAGCUGUGCCAGCUACCUCAACAGGCACCUCCAGACUCACCAGGAAGAAAGAGUGCACACCUGUGACUGUGGAAAGAGCUUUGCCUACCAAGCGGCUCUCACAGCACACCAGCGCAUCCAUCAAAAAGAACGGCCACACAUAUGCACACAGUGCGGCAAGGGAUUCCUCUACAAGGGUGGUUUGCUGAGUCACAUGAAGAUCCACUCAGAGGAAAUGCCCUUUAUGUGUUCUUUCUGUGGCAAGAGCUUUAAGAGGGAACGUAACAUGAAGAAGCAUGAGCGCUGCCACACCAGGGAAAAUGUUUUCAGCUGCUCGCAAUGUGACAAGAGUUUUGUCUAUAAGGCGACUCUGAUCAGACAUGAACUGACACAUUCAGGUGAGAGACCAUACCUCUGCUCUGACUGUGGGAAGGGUUUCUUUUCCCAUGCCGAGCUUCUGAAACAUGAACGUUUCCACACAGGUCAUAAGCCUUUUCAGUGUCCCCACUGUGGCAAGAAGUUCACUCAGUCUUGCUACCUGACCAUCCACUUGCGCUACCACACAGGUGUCCGGCCGUACUCUUGCACCGAGUGUGACAAGAGUUUCCUCAGUGCCAACCGCCUGAAAAGACACCAGCGAACACAUUCAGGGGAAAAACCAUACCUCUGUGUAGAAUGUGGGAAGGGAUUCAGACAGUCAUAUAAUCUCAAAAUGCACCAACGAACACAUAUUAUGAAGUUAACAUAGGCUAAGUUCACAUCACAGACCUUUACUCAAUUCCAAACUUUUUGUCAGAUCUAGGUUUUUCAUGUCAAUGCUUCAUUCAUGUUUGUUGACAUGUAUCCAGCUCCUGUGUGAACACCACUGAAGUCCUAAACUUCCAAUCGUGCAGAUUAAACUAAAAGGUUAAGAUGCAUGUGUAAAAGAAUAAUGUAAUUUGUGUGACACUCAAAUUGCAGGUUGCUAAAAAAAUACUUGGUAUGUUCCUUCCAGUUUGCUGUGAUCAGAAGCUUCUCUACACAACAAAUGUGAAACAGCCUUGUCUCUGCACUGACCCAUUGCAGCUGUUGCUCUCCUCCAUUUUUAUUGGUCUUUGACAGGGCCAACUGAAUUAAUACAUGCAGAGGAGGAGUGAGAUAUAUAAAAAAAAAGCACCUGAAUUGUGAUCUGACCACUGACAGCAGUCACAUAGUCAAAGAUGGGAUAUGAAUCGGAUGUAGAGGUACAUAUGCAAGUGGGCUCGAUCGGCUUUGAGAAAGUCCGAUUUGUUUAUUCACACAUCUGUGAAACGAUCAUAUGAGUUACAUAGAGGGGAAAA
Monopterus albus (swamp eel) is the source of this 3691-nucleotide messenger RNA. RefSeq names its product zinc finger protein 585A-like. Gene Ontology annotation, biological process: regulation of DNA-templated transcription. Lineage: Eukaryota; Metazoa; Chordata; Actinopteri; Synbranchiformes; Synbranchidae. The record is from RefSeq and is a predicted model, not a curated record. Bases 76 to 3120 code for a protein of 1014 amino acids. Gene Ontology annotation, molecular function: RNA polymerase II cis-regulatory region sequence-specific DNA binding; DNA-binding transcription factor activity, RNA polymerase II-specific. The transcript is spliced from 9 exons.